CCAGACUGCGCCGCCAAAACAUCAUGUCAGCUUCAACCCCUCCCGAUCGCCAAUGGUGGAAAGAAGCAGUUGUCUACCAGAUCUACCCAGCCAGCUUUCUUGACUCCAAUGGCGACGGGCUGGGUGACUUGCCUGGCAUCAUCUCAAAGCUUGACUACAUUCGCUCCGUAGGCGCUUCAGCUAUUUGGUUGUCGCCUAUCUUCAAGAGUCCUCAGCUUGAUAUGGGAUAUGAUGUCUCAGACUAUCGCGACAUUCAUCGUCCGUAUGGUACCAUUGGAGAUGUUGAGACGCUAAUCUCAGGGUGCCAUGAGCGAGGUAUCAAGGUGCUACUUGACCUCGUGGUGAAUCAUACUAGCCAUGAGCAUGAAUGGUUUAAAGAGUCACGCUCCUCAAAAACAUCGCCGAAGAGAGACUGGUAUUUCUGGCGCGAUCCAAAAUUCGACGCUGACGGUAAUCGCAAACCGCCUAAUAAUUGGGCUUCCAUCUUUGGUGGUAGCGCCUGGACAUACGAUGAGACGACAGAGCAAUACUAUCUCUCACUCUUCCUGCCCGAGCAGCCUGAUCUCAACUGGGCCAGCGAUGACAUGCGCGAGGCAACAUACGACGAUAUGAAGUUCUGGCUCGACAAGGGCGCUGAUGGCUUCCGCAUUGACUCAAUGAACCUCAUGUCCAAGCACCCCGAUCUUCCCGACGCACCUAUCACUCGACCAGACGCCGAGUUCCAACCGGGCGAUAAGUACUUUGCUAGCGGGCCACGUAUGCACGAGUAUAUAAGAGAGAUGAGGGAGAAAGUCAUCGACAAGUAUGAUUGUAUGACCGUCGGAGAACUAGGCUUCACAAAGGAUGAGGAUAGUGUGGCUAGUUAUGUUGCCAAAGACAGGCAUGAGCUGAAUAUGUUGUUCACCGGAGAUAUUGUUGAUAUGGACUUUGGUCCAAAUCAUAAAUACGAACGUGAUGACUUCAGACUGUCCAAGCUCAAGGCCAUUACGAGUCGUUGGCAAGGGGCUAUGCCGAAAUUUGAUGGCUGGAACUCAGUUUACAUGGACAACCACGACUCUGGACGUUCUCUAUCACGCUAUGGAUCUGAUAAGCCCGAGUUCCGAAAGGAGGCUGCUAAGAUGCUGGCGAUUUACCUCGGAACACUCAGUGGAACGUUGUUCCUUCUCCAAGGUCAAGAAAUCGGCAUGGCUAAUGUGCCUGAGUCAUGGAAGAUCGAGGACUACAUCGAUGUUGAAGGCUUGAACUAUUACAACAGCGUGCUCAAGAAGAGAGGCCCCGGAGCUGAUAUGUCAGACAUCAUGAGGGAAAUGAGACUCAAGGCCAGAGACAACGGUCGAUUACCAAUGCAAUGGAACGCCGACACCAACGGAGGCUUCACCACCAGUGACAAGCCCUGGAUGCGCGUCAACGACGACUAUGAUGAAUGGAACGUUGCCCAGCAAGAAAAGGAUGAUGCUAGCGUGUUAGCUUUCUACAGACAGGUUCUUGAGCUGCGACAGAAGGAGAAGGAUGUCUUUGUUUAUGGACGGUUUGACAUUUUGGAUGAGUAUAAAGAUAGCGAGGAUGUUUUUGCGUAUACCAUGACGAGUUAUGAUGGGAGGAAAGCACUUGUUUUGUUGAGCUUUUCGGAGGAGGAGCAGAAGGUUAAGGUUAAGGGGGAUUGGGGGAGUAGGUUGCUUGGAGAUAAUGUGGAUACUUUUGAGAAUGGGAUUACGUUGAAAGGGUAUGAGGGAGCGGUGUAUGCUGGAUGGUGAUCCGGCCUUUUGUGUCUAGUUAUGGCCCCUUCAAAAUAAUGGAUCGAUGGGAGAAGUUGUACAUGAAACGGC
Messenger RNA from Fusarium odoratissimum NRRL 54006, 1826 nucleotides. RefSeq lists its product as uncharacterized. The coding region runs from base 24 to 1754 and encodes 576 amino acids. Gene Ontology annotation, biological process: oligosaccharide catabolic process. Gene Ontology annotation, molecular function: alpha-amylase activity. The record is from RefSeq and is a predicted model, not a curated record. The transcript has a single exon. NCBI's taxonomy places the organism in Eukaryota, Fungi, Ascomycota, Sordariomycetes, Hypocreales, Nectriaceae.